GGCGGAUAUGGCGAUCUCUUUCCGGCGCACAAACCAACAUUAAAACAUAGAGCCAUCCAUCUCCGGUGCGUCAGUCUUCGGUUAGUGCGGGGAAGUUGAGAAAUCCACAUAUCAAAGAUAUAAUUUUUUGAAGCACUACCAUACCCAUCGUCAUCGUGUCGUACCUUUUUUUUCACCCAUUCGCGUUAUUUAUUCCACCUAUAUAUAUAGCUCCUCUACUACCUCAACUUGUCUUUUUCAAAUCGUCCAUUAAUUUAAAUUCCAUAACACAUCGCCACCAGAGGUGCACAAGAGAAUAAAACGCGGACGUCGGCGUCUUCUAGUCACAGUUCACCGGCUGCCUUCUGACCACUAACAACGUGCACUGCCUUGGUGUGAUCAAUCGGGAUUACUAAGCGCCUCCGUCUCUUGUUCAGUGAAUACAAUUAGUUUAAACGUUUUUUUUUAUUUUAAAUAAUUUAAUUCAAAAACUUUAAUUGUUAACAAAUAUGAAGUCACUGUGUGUGUUAGUUGUUGCCAUAGCUGUGGCCAGUGCCAGUCCAUCUGAAACAGAUGGCCUCCUCACGACAGCCCUCAAAUUUGUCAAGGAUUGUGGUGAUAAAUCAAUGGUUCUAUGCCUAAAGGAACGCGCCUUGCACUAUGUCGAUGGCAAUCAUGGUGAUAUCAAUUUGGCUGAAGGUGUCAGCCUAGUGCAGACAGAGGCCGUUGCCACGGGACGUUCAAUCAAUGAAAUUGUCCUGCCAGCUGAACCUGAGGCACGUGAGGCGGAAGUUGACUCACUGUUGGUGGAUCGUGUGGCUCGAUUCUUAGGUUCUCACACACUCCAAUUCAAAGUCCCGAAAGAUUCCAUCCAGGAAAUGCAACGAUCUCUCGAUGAAGCUCGUGGAAAGGGAAAGAAGACCAAGAAACUCCUUCUGCCCCUCCUGCUUCUCUUCAAACUGAAGGCUGCUGCUCUCCUCCCUCUGGCCAUUGGAUUCCUUGCCCUGAUUGCCUUCAAGGCUCUCAUCAUUGGCAAAUUGGCCCUGCUCCUGUCCGGUAUUAUUGGUCUUAAGAAACUCUUCGACUCCAAACAAUCUCAGAGCUAUGAAGUUGUUGCCCACCCACACCACGGUGGUGGUUAUGAGGAUCACCAUGGACACUAUGCCCGAUCCUUCGAUGCCCACAACCUGGCCUACAAUGGAUACACCCAGUAAAUUAUUGGUUUGCUACCCUCCCAAAAAUAGGUAUAAGUCCCCAUAUUUCUUGGGGACGGACAACAAAAUUUGGCGCGAAAUUGGUCAAUUUUUUUAGGGAAUUAAUUUAUUUAUUUAAAAAAAAGAAAAAAUGACGAAAACUGAAAAAAUGCCCUUAUUUAUUUUGACUACUCUACCAAUUCUUAGAUGGAAAACUCUUUUUUUUUUAUCUAUCGCAGUUUGUCAACAAAGAUCACUCUCUAUAAUUUAUUUAUUCAUUUAAAGACAUAAAAAUAAUAGAUGAAGGAAAAAAAAUUGUGUUACAAAUUGACGACUGACAUGUCUAUGGACACGAUCUCUAUACUUUCAAAUACUUUUCUUCUCACUCUAAAGAAAUGAAAGAAAAAGAACUAUAUAAAUAUUUCUAAGUCUUAAAGUUAAAAUAACGAUGAAAAAUGUAAUUUUUAUAAAAUAUUGUAUUUUUUCUUUGUUGAUCGCAAUAGAAUUACUGUUGCAUUUAAUAAGUGCAAAGUUAGGAUGUUAAAGAUAUUUUUUCUUACAAAAAAAGCGAAAAAAUAUUUCUAAAUACGGAUAUUAAAAAAAUAUAUAAAAACAAAAUACAGACAGACAAAAUGACAAACCAAACAAACUCAACCAAAAUAUUCUUCAUCUUCACAAAAAAACAAACUUACCAAAAUAUUUCAUCAUGCUUUCGAUCAAUUCGUGAUCGUGUUCGUGCUUUUUUUUCUCAAAAAAAACUUGAUUUCUCGCUGAGAGAAAUUUUCCCUUUUCAGUGAUCGUGUUUUUUUCGUAUUUAUCCUGCGAUUUAUAAUUUGUUUUCUCACAUAUUUAACCCACUAAAAUGAAUUUCUUUUUUUCUCACUCAGCUUCGCAUCUUUCUCUGUGCGUUGAGCACGCACAAUAUCGUGAUCAUGAUCAGUGAUCUCUUGGGGGUCAGAGAUAUCCAAAAAGAGGUUUUUUUUGGCAAUGAUCGCGCGGCAUACAAAGUGACCAAUUUGUUUAGAGGUUGGUCAAAGGGAAAAUAAUGAUGUUGGAAAAACAGUAAGUUUUAUUGAUCGCGCAGUUGCGUUGCUGAUCAUGAUCAUGUAACGGAACUGCGAUGCAUUCUGGGUCAACUCCAAGCCCCACUCAUAUCUCUUUUAUGCCAAUAUAUGAUACAUUUUCAUACCUCCACUAAUGUAUACACAAGUGAGUCGUCUUAAGCACGCAUAUGCCCCGUCUUCAGCAUACUGCGCGUCUCUCUUGGUCACUUCUUCUUUUCUUUCAAGCGCAUUUUUUAAAAGGAAAUUUUUCACCAAGUCUCUGUCAUACAUUCUUUUAUUUAUAUAAAAAUUGGUGUCACUAGACCUGAGUAGGUGAUAACAAAUAAUUUUUCAUAGUCAUUUGUGGCAUCUUCAUCCAACUGACCGCCUCAAUAGGCAAACCUACAAUGGGAUGUUGUCUAUUCAUAUAAAUUUUAUCAUAAUGGCAAUAGAAGUAUCAAAGAUUCAUUUGCCUCUUUUCCUAUCUUGCCCCGACAUCUUCAUCGUCGUAUCUUCUAUUUCUACGUUCUCCAUCUCUCUUGCCAAACAUACCACAGAAGCAUAACUAUUGAGAUUGAUUGAAGAGCUUUCAUGUUAAUCUUACGUGAAAUUGCUUCAAUUACGCACGAAAUUGAUCGAUUUAUCUGAUGACUAUUUAAACAGUUUAAUGAGUAUACAUUUCUUAAUCUACUUUUUCUCCCUAUUUCUCUAAAUCCACAAUUUGCCUCUCUGCACGCACUCGAUCAUCCUAUUAAGUUAUUCAAACAUGCAGAUUGCAAUAACAUGUAAAAUAAAUUUUUUUCUUAAAAAAAAUCACUGGAUCACUAAAUACUUCUUUUUCACACUAAAAAAAAAUAGCGUGCAUUAAGAGAUGCAAGAAAAGGUUAAAUAUGUUGAUUAGAGAAAUCAUCAAAAUGCACGUAAAUUUCAUAGAUUGUAAUAGACUUGACCUUAAUAAUGAUUGUAAAGUGAAUGAUCGCUUCUUUUUGACCAUUUUACACUCUCUCUCUCUCUUCUCUUCACACUGUACCAGUAUUAAAAAAUAAUUAUUCUUAUAGAUAACUUCCUCAUCUUAUGCCCUCUUUCAUCAUUGUUCUAGUAAUUUAUUGUUGUAUAAAGUCGAGAAAUAAAUGUUAUAACUCUUCAGAAAAAAA
Messenger RNA from Phlebotomus papatasi, 3369 nucleotides. RefSeq lists its product as uncharacterized. The transcript is spliced from 3 exons. Lineage: Eukaryota; Metazoa; Arthropoda; Insecta; Diptera; Psychodidae. The coding region runs from base 489 to 1193 and encodes 234 amino acids. The record is from RefSeq and is a predicted model, not a curated record.